GGGUUUCCACGUGGUGUGUCUUGCGGGCGGUUCAGCCGGGACUCACAUCCCCACCCCUGAGCCAUGGCCAGUACCGACGCUCUGGUGCCACCAGAUGUGCAGGAAUUCCUCCUGGAUCAUCCGGGGCUGCAGUUGUGCCCUGGCGGGACCAAGGUAAGGUGCAAAUUGACAGGCCAUGAAUUGCCCAGUCGACUUUCUGACCUUCAGGCCUAUACCAGCGGUAAGAAGUAUCAGCGACUGAUUCGCACCGCCCAGACCUUUGACUAUGAAGACUUUGAGCCACACAUCAUGCCCAGCACCAAGAAUCCGCACCAAAUGUUCUGCAAACUUACUCUUCGGCAUAUCAACCGGCUUCCAGAGCACAUCCUACGUCAUGUUCAAGGCAGGCGCUAUCAAAAGGCUCUGCACAAAUAUGAAGAAUGUCAGAAGCAGGGUGUAGAAUAUAUUCCUGCCUGCUUGCUACAAAAGAAAAGGAGACAAAAAGACUUGAUUGAUGGUGACCACCAUUCCCGAAAAAAGGAGGAUUUCUGGAAGCCUGAUUCCAGUGACGAAGAAGACGAAAGUGAUGACAGCAUGACUGACUUAUACCCACCUGAGCUGUUCACCGAAAAGAACUCAGGUGAGAAUGGAGAUGACUCAAGGAACCACUUGACAGACACUGAAGAUAAUACACAGCCUUCAAGAGAGAAUGGCAUUAACAGUAGAGGAGAGAAGAUGGAGGUGGACAGGCCAAUGUGCAGGAAGAGAACAAAGAAGUCGGCUUCAAUGAAGUUCAAGAAUCACCACCAAAAACCCAAGCGCUUCAAAAGAGGAACAGAAACAGAAUAACUUUUUAUAUAAUUGAAAUAAUAAAGCUGAUGAAUAAA
This is a messenger RNA of Antechinus flavipes (yellow-footed antechinus), 866 nucleotides long. RefSeq names its product surfeit 2 (gene SURF2). Lineage: Eukaryota; Metazoa; Chordata; Mammalia; Dasyuromorphia; Dasyuridae. Bases 64 to 828 code for a protein of 254 amino acids. The record is from RefSeq and is a predicted model, not a curated record. The transcript is spliced from 6 exons.